AUGGUUAAAUCAUACCAGAGGUUCGAACAAGAAGCCUCAUUUGGCGUAAUCACAUCAACCUCAUCCUCAGUUUGGAUUCCACCACCAGUGUCCCUUUCCUCAGUUAAUGGCUCUGUUGGACAACUAGUUACUGGUGCAUUAGAAGAGAUUAAAGUUUGGGAUAUAAAAACUGGAGAAUUAUGUCGAGUUUUCAAGGAUGAUGGUGCCCCAAUUGGAAGCAUUGAUUCCAAGUCUUCCAAGCCUGCACAAACGACAUCGAUUGCUUACCAUCCAGACUCUAAAUUAGUAGCCUGUGGAUAUAGUGAUGGUAUGAUCCAAGUUUGGGAUUGGUUAUCUAAAAGUGUUUUAAUUAAAUUUAGUGGCCAUAAAACUGCGAUUUCUAUUUUAAAAUUUGACGAAACUGGCACUAGAUUGUAUUCUGGAUCCCAUGACUCAAAUAUUAUUGUUUGGGAUUUGGUAGGGGAAGUUGGGUUGUAUAAACUAAGAUCGCAUAAAGAUUGCAUUACUGGGCUGUAUUUGGAUCCGAGAAACGAAAAUUGGUUAAUAAGUACAAGUAAGGAUGGAUUAAUUAAAGUUUGGGAUUUGAAAAGUCAACAGUGCGUUGAAACACACAUGGCACAUACCACUGAAUGCUGGUCCUUGAGCGUUAAUUUAGAAUUGGGGCUUGCCGUUACGGGAUCCACUGACUCCUCAUUAAAAAUCUGGAGUUUAGAUUUGGAAACUGGAAAGGAAGGAUUGAAAAUAAAGGAAGAAUUUGUUUUAGAAAAACAAAGUAAACAACGUGCCAUUGAUAUUGAUUUUACCACAAAUGCAGAUGGUGUAAAAUUUUUCUAUGUAUUGAACUCUGAUAAAACAAUUGAAAUUUUUAGGAUUAGGCCUCAAGAUGAAAUAAAUAAAGCGUUGAAAAAAAGGGAGAAGAGGUUAAGAGAAAAAGGUUUAGAUGAGGAGGAGAUUCAAGUUUCCAUUCAAAGCUCCAGAAAAAGCAUGUUAAUCCAUUCAUUUUUUGUUGUUAGGUCCAGUAUGAAGUUAAAGUCGUGCAACUGGGCACUUAUCAGCUCAUCAAAGUUAGAUUUAGCGGUUACAACUGCAAACAAUACCAUUGAAUAUUACUCAGUUUUAUAUCAACGGAAAGAUGUUAAAGUUCAAACAUCCUCUCCUAAGAUAUAUACAGUUGAUUUGCCCGGCCAUAGAACAGAUAUUCGUUGUAUGAGUGUAAGCAACGAUGGAAAAAUUUUAUGUACUUGUUCUAAUGGGUUGGUUAAAAUUUUCAAUACCAAAACGCAUCGUUGCCUACGUACUUUUGAAUGUGGUUAUGCAUUAUGUUGUAAAAUUCUACCUGGUGGGGUAUUGGCCAUUGUGGGCACAAGGAACGGUGAAUUGCAAUUAUUUGAUUUGGCUAGUUCCACCAUGCUGGUUAAUUUAGAAAACGCGCAUGAGGGUGCGAUCUGGUCGUUGGAUAUCACUAGUGAUGGCAGUAAACUAGUUACUGGUUCAGCAGAUAAAAAAGUUAAAUUUUGGAAAUUUGAAAUCGAAGAAAAACUUGUGGAAGGAAGCACCAACAAAUACGUACCACAAAUGAGUUUAUCUCAUGAAACAACUUUAGAGAUGACUGAUGAUAUUUUGUGUGUUAAACUGUCCGUGGAGGAUAAGUACCUAGCGGUUUCUUUGCUAGACAAUACUGUGAAAGUUUUCUAUUUUGACACUAUGAAGUUCUACUUGAGUUUAUAUGGUCACAAGUUACCUGUAUUAAGUAUUGAUAUUUCAGAUGAUUCUAAAAUGAUUGUUACAUCAUCUGCAGAUAAGAAUAUUAAGAUUUGGGGGCUUGAUUUUGGUGACUGUCAUAAAUCUUUGUUUGCUCAUCAAGAUUCCAUUAUGUGUGUUAGAUAUUUACCCAAUAGUCACAAUUUUUUCAGUUGUAGUAAAGAUGGUGAUAUUAAAUACUGGGAUGGUGAUAAGUUUGAAAUGAUCCAGAAAUUAAGCGCACAUCAAAGUGAAGUUUGGUAUUUGGCCGUUCAACCGGAUGGCUCUAAAUUGUAUUCGUGUUCACAUGAUCAUAGUAUAAGGAUUUGGGCUGAAACAGAUGACCAAGUUUUCCUUGAGGAAGAAAGGGGGAGAGAAAUGGACGAACUUUAUGAAGAAAACUUAUUAAACUCGUUGGAAGCUGAUGAAAAUAAUUUGAUUAAACCCACUGAAGAGGAUGAACAAGAGGAUAUCGAAAUCUCAGAAGUCCAUAAACAAACAUUAGAAUCGUUAAAAGCUGGUGAAAAGUUGAUGGAAAGUUUGGAUUUGGGAGUAACAGAAAUAGAAGCUUGGGAAAAGUACGAGGUAACAAGGAAAAAUUGGGAAAAGCAAAAAAAUGGGGAUAGCAUUAGCACUGUAUCCGAGCCAGUCAAACCGCGGCCUAAUGCCAUAUUGGUAGCUUUGAAUAAGACACCUCAGGACUAUAUUCUAGACACAUUGGUAAGAAUCAAACCGUCGCAAUUGGAAGAUGCUUUAUUAGUUUUACCCUUUUCGUAUGUUUUAAAAUUUUUAAAAUUUAUUGACUAUUAUAUCAGCAAUAGUUAUAAUAGUAACGAUAAGAGACUGUUGGUACAAUAUUUAGGUUUACUUUGCAAAAAUUUAUUUUUUGUUAUUAAAUGCAAUUAUAAAGAAUUAAUUUCACAGAAAAACCCGGCAUUGAAGUUGCAAAUCACUAGGGUUAAGGAUAAUUUAAGAAAGGCUUUGAAGCAAAAUGUUGAUGAUUUAGGCUUUGAUCUACAAGGGUUAAGAAUAAUGAAGCAAGAGUGGGAUUUGAAACAUAAUUUAGAAUUUGUUGAUGAAUAUGAACAGAGAGAAAACGAAUUGAAAACAUCUAAAAAGAGAAUUUUUGAAAAUAUAGUUUAG
Molecule: messenger RNA, 2883 nt
Organism: Saccharomycodes ludwigii
Lineage: Eukaryota; Fungi; Ascomycota; Saccharomycetes; Saccharomycodales; Saccharomycodaceae
Gene: DIP2
Product: snoRNA-binding rRNA-processing protein DIP2
Exons: 1
Coding region: 1-2883 (960 amino acids)
Biological process (GO): maturation of SSU-rRNA
Cellular component (GO): Pwp2p-containing subcomplex of 90S preribosome; small-subunit processome
Molecular function (GO): snoRNA binding; protein binding
Source: RefSeq, a predicted model, not a curated record